Molecule: messenger RNA, 1942 nt
Organism: Zophobas morio
Lineage: Eukaryota; Metazoa; Arthropoda; Insecta; Coleoptera; Tenebrionidae
Gene: abo
Product: DET1 homolog
Exons: 5
Coding region: 181-1866 (561 amino acids)
Biological process (GO): protein ubiquitination; positive regulation of proteasomal ubiquitin-dependent protein catabolic process
Cellular component (GO): cullin-RING ubiquitin ligase complex; nucleus
Molecular function (GO): ubiquitin protein ligase binding; ubiquitin-like ligase-substrate adaptor activity
Source: RefSeq, a predicted model, not a curated record
UUCGCCGGCCGUUGGCCUGUUCGCUCCAAACAAUAGCAUGGGUCUAUCUAUAUGUAUUUAAUCAAUGCCAAUUAUUAACCACUUCUCUACUAUUUAACCGCUUUCAACACCGAAUUACGUAUGACAUUUUUAUUUUUGACAACAACAUCAACAUAACCACACAUAACCUAAAACAUCAAAAUGAAACCAAAAGAGGCACCAAUUUGCAAGUCGGAGUGCAUUUUCAAGCGAAAAAAGAUACACCCGCAGAACAUCGUCCUGCGGCUGAAAAACCGCGAAACCUUCUCCUACCGAAGACCCGGCACCCACUUCCACACCGCGAGACAAUUCUACCAAAGCAUUUUUCCGAAUUUUACUGUGAUAAACGUGGAAAAGCCGCCUUGUUUUCUGCGGAAGUUCAGCCCCGACGGAAAGUACUUUAUCGCUUUUUCGUCGGACCAAACCUCCCUCGAAGUGUACACCUACAAGGGUCCAGCGGCCGCGGCUGACUUAUUCUACCGCUGCGACAACUGCGGGGCCGAGAAACGAUCUGAGAUUUGUAGUAAAAUAUUCGACAGAAUGUUUAAGCUGAAAUAUACGGUUCACGUGACCGAAGGCAGUGAGGAGCUUAAUAGGGAAUGCAGUUUGUUCAGCGACGACGGUCGAUAUGUGAUAAUAGGGUCUGCGGCGUUCAUCCCUGAGGAAAUAAGGCCAUCGUUUUACGAAAUACACACGAAUAACGAAUCUGUGACUCCCAACCCGCGGUCACCUCUAGAAAACUACACUUUACACUUAGUUGAUUUACACUUAGGCAAACUGUGUGAUACGCGACAAUUUAAAGUAGACAAAAUUUUUCUCUCGCAUAACCAAGGUCUCUAUUUGUACAAAGACAUCCUAGCUGUGCUCUCCAUACAACACCAAGUCAUCCACAUCUACCAAAUCUUGGACGGGAUGUUCGUCAACGUGCGAAAAAUCGGCCGCUUUUGCUUCGAAGACGACUCCUACUUCUACAAUUUGGUUUACCCGAACGAACGAGCGUUCAGAGACGUUAGUAUAAAUUCUCUAAAGCACCGACUUCUAACUUUUUUGUAUAAAAGAGCGGUCACGAUUAGUAGAAGGGACAACAGCCCGCUGGAAAUACGGAAAUUCUUUCACCACUUCAGCAACUACAACGCUUUGAAGUUGUGGAAAAUGCAACUACUAGAUGAAAAUCAUCUACUGAUUAAGUACGCAAGCGAAGAUGUGGUUACUUUGAAGUGUACCGACGCCAGUACGCAGCCGUCUUUUUUCAUAGUUUAUAAUAUGAAAGAGAGCAAGAUUUUGGCGAUUUAUGAAAACACGUCGACUGAUUUGUUGAAUUUGUUUGAGAAUUUCUGUGAUUCGUUUAGGAAUGCGAGCGUGAAUAGCGAGACGCAGUUUACUUGUAGUCCCUCGAAUAACAUUUAUGCUCGAAUUUUGCAACAAAGGUUUAAACAAACCAUAGUUAGUGCUAAAUACGGGGGCGAAACUGAAGCCACGAAAAGACUGUUAGCUCAAUUACCAAUAAGUGCCCAAUCUUACAGUAGUUCGCCUUAUUUAGACUUAUCUUUGUUUAGCUAUGAUGAUAAAUGGGUGUCUGUGAUGGAGAGGCCGAAGACUUGUGGCGAGUACCCAAUCAGAUUCUACGGCCGCGACUCUGGUCUCCUCAAAUUUCAAAUUUUCGCCGGUGGUACCAGGCUGAUGUACCCAUCGGCGCGCAGACUGGUUGCUUUCACGUUUCACCCAACGGACCCAUUUGCCAUAUCAGUGCAACGAACCAACGCCAACUACGUCGUUAAUUUUCACGUCAGACAGGACCCAACAUACGGAAACGUAAAUUUCUACGAAGAUUGCCAAUACGUUUUAUAACAUAAUAAAGUUGUGAUAAAAUAAAAUAAUUUUAUUGUUACGAGAUAAUUACAUUAAAGCCUAUUUUCCAAAAAUA